AUGGCGUCUCCCUACCAUGAGUCAAAGGCUGACAAAGCCGCCCGCGAGGCGGAGUACCAAGCACUCUGGCAGGUCUGCGAUCGCGCGACUCGCAAGCACGAGUACAUCUGGGCCGACGAAAGACUCAAGCGCUCUUUUCUCGAAGAUGCAUGUGACGCUCUCAUGCUCAAGAGACAGAAGCUCGGCAAGGCCCCCUGCGGAACUGACAUCGACGCCAUGGUGACCCUUCAUCUUCAGCGCGAAGUUACUGGCCGUCUUCUCGCGACUGCUCGUAUGACUGGUCCAGCCCCUGCUCCUAAUCCGAUGCCGUACAUGAACAAUGGCCCUGCGUUCAAUGCGCCGCAGAAUGUGUAUCCUGCAAACCCGGGUCCCUUCAACGGAAACCAAGGUCCUUACAACGGCAAUCCAGGACCCUUCAACGUCCACCCGAUUCCUCAGCCUCAAGCUCGAGUCUCCCCACCGGACUUUGACUUCUCCAUCCCGAACAGCGACGAAGACCUACGAGAAGACAUGAAUAAAGUCAUCAACACCCUCCGGGAGUACGCCAAACGAAUCGCCACUCUCGAACGCAGAGUCGACAAGCUCACUCGUGAGCGCGACAUGUACAAGGCUGGGACGAUUGACAUGGUGAACGCAGACAUGAGAAAGUCGGCUUCCGUCCCUCCAGGCAUGUUCCACUACCCCGUUGAGGGGGUCGAGGGCUUGUCCGCCGUCGCCUAUCCGCACCAGGGACCUCUCACGCCUAGAAGUCAGGCGCAGGGAAUGGAUGAGGAAGGGGAUGGGACGUAUCAGCCUGGAAAUUGA
Fusarium subglutinans is the source of this 804-nucleotide messenger RNA. RefSeq lists its product as uncharacterized. The transcript is spliced from 2 exons. Lineage: Eukaryota; Fungi; Ascomycota; Sordariomycetes; Hypocreales; Nectriaceae. The record is from RefSeq and is a predicted model, not a curated record. Bases 1 to 804 code for a protein of 267 amino acids.